AUGACAACUGUAAGACAGAGAAAGGUUGGAAAAGGCACGGAAGCAGAUGAAGAUCAGCCUUCAGAGGAGAAGAAUGUGAAGCCUGAUGGGAAAAUUCUGUCUGAUCAUACAGGUAGAAAGCUGUGGAACAUACUCUCAAUAACUGUUGGUGGAAUUGUUGCCAUCUCUCUUGGACUUCUUACUUCUGUUUAUGUUGCUACACUUCAUGAAAAUGACCUGUGGUUUUCCAAUAUUAAGGAAGUUGAAAGAGAAAUUUCAUUCAGAACAGAGUGCGGACUUUAUUAUUCCUACUACAAAGAGAUGAUUCAGGCUGCUUCCAUCCAGCAAGGUUUACAUGGUUUAGUAUAUGACAAUAAAACUGAAUCUGUGAGGACAAUUAACAUACUUGAAAGAAUGAAUGUUUACCAGGAGGUGUUUCUCAGCAUUCUGUAUAGGAUUCUUCCAAUUCAGCAAUACCUAGAGCCCGUUUAUUUUUAUAUCUACACUUUGUUUGGACUUCAGGCAGUUUAUGUCAUUGCUCUGUAUGUAACAAGCUGGCUUCUUAGUGGAACAUGGCUUUCAGGGUUGUUGGCAGCUUGCUGGUACAUUACGAACAGAAUAGAUACUACAAGAGUAGAAUUCACCAUUCCUUUAAGAGAGAACUGGGCACUACCAUUCUUUGCUGUUCAGAUAGCAGCCAUCACAUACCUACUCAGAACUCAUUUACAGCCUGUUCAAGAAAGAUUGACACUUACGGCUGUAUUCAUAGCAACAUUUCUCUUUAGCCUGACUUGGCAAUUUAAUCAGUUUAUGAUGCUGAUACAGGCACUGGCGUUAUUCAUACUGGACUGCUUUGACAUGCUUCCCACAGCAAAGGUUGUGUGGCUGUAUGUCAUUCAGAUUUCUGGAUUACUGCUAGUCUGUGUCCUACAGUUCUUUAAUUCUAUGAUUCUUGGAUCAUUACUCAUAAGUUUUAAUGCUUCUGUCUUGAUAGCAAGAACAAUCCAGAAAAACCUAAAGAAGGGUGGUUUGCUUAAUAGGUUUGGGAAACUUAUCCUCCAUGUACUAUUAGUCUUGUGCUUGACUCUCCUAAUAAAUAAGCUCAUCAAGAAAACUCUUAAUCUUGAGUCAGAUGAGCACAUAUUCAAAUUCCUGAAAGCAAAAUUUGGAUUUGGAGCAACAAGAGAUUUUGAUGCUAACCUGUAUCUUUGUGAAGAAGCUUUUGGUUUACUACCGUUAAAUACUUUUUCAAGACUCUCGGAUACAUUACUUUUUUAUGUCUACAUAUUUGUUCUCUUCCUUAUGACAGUAGCAGCUGUAAUUGUUGCCUUUCGGAACCUCAGUGGUUCAAAUCAAGUCCAGUUCGUGGAAAAAAUGGAAGAAUGCACAAUAACACUGAAGCCUGAUGCUGCUUACAACUUAAUUCACACAGUUCUUUUUGGAUGUCUGGCAUUAAGCACAAUGAGAAUGAAGUACCUCUGGACAUCCCACAUGUGUGUAUUUGCAUCUUUUGGCCUGUGCAGUACGGAAGUAUGGAAACUCAUCCUGAAGUGUAUUCAUCUCUACACAUCACAGAGGACACAUGUGAUUAAGUAUUCUGUACCAAUAAUUACAUUACUAUACAUUUCAUAUAAGUUCUGGCCAGGAAUAAUGGAUGAACUGUCAGAGCUGAGAGAAUUCUAUGACCCAGACACUGUGGAGCUGAUGAACUGGAUUAAGUCAAACACUCCAAACACAGCAGUGUUUGCUGGGAGCAUGCAGCUAUUAGCAGGAGUCAAACUGUGCACUGGACGGACCUUAACUAAUCAUCCCCAUUAUGAGGAUAAGAAUCUGAGAGAGAGAACAAAACAGAUUUAUCAAAUCUAUGCCAAGAGAUCUCCUGAAGACGUUCACAGAAUACUGCGAUCCUUUGGCACAGACUAUGUGAUCCUAGAAGACAGUAUUUGUUAUGAGAGAAGACACAGUAGAGGCUGUCGGUUACGUGAUUUACUCGAUGUAGCUAACGGCCAUAUCAUGGAUGGUUUGGGAGAGAAUGAACCUGAUUUGAAACCUGCGUUGUAUCCUCGCUUCUGUGAGGAAAUUAAAAAAACCCUGCCUUCUUACACCAUGCAUUUCACUAGAGUGUUUCAAAACAAAACAUUCCAUGUUUACAGACUUACUAAGCAUAAAUAACAUUUCCAACCAUGGCUUCCAAUUCAGUAUUUUAAUGCUAGCACCUGCAUUAGAAAAUGCAGAAGAAGUUUACAAACAUGUUACAUUGGUAAGACAUUUUACAUUGAUGGCUUCUUGUUUAAUUACUGUGAUUCAUAUUUUUUUUUUAGACAGUUUAGUUUUGAUAA
Molecule: messenger RNA, 2318 nt
Organism: Tauraco erythrolophus (red-crested turaco)
Lineage: Eukaryota; Metazoa; Chordata; Aves; Musophagiformes; Musophagidae
Gene: DPY19L3
Product: dpy-19 like C-mannosyltransferase 3
Cellular component (GO): nuclear inner membrane
Molecular function (GO): mannosyltransferase activity
Source: RefSeq, a predicted model, not a curated record